ACAUUUCAGUUUCUCAACUUUUAAUACCUGAACAUUUCAGUUUUAUAGAAUACGUAACACGAGAAGCCUAAAUUACUAGUAGCAGUAGAGUAUCAGAAGUAAAAUGGCAUCAAAUUUUGUACGCAGUUCUGGAGUUCUCACUUUGAACAUCGAUGAUCUGAGGACACUCUUUGAACCCGCCGAAAUCGAUUGCUUGGAGCAAAUGAAACAGGAGGAGACCAGGUUGAAAUCCGAUCGCGAAGUCAUCCAGAAGAAGCUGAACCAACUGCUGCGUCGCAUCAACGACCUGGACGAGGAGGUGGAGAGGGAGGAAAUUACCGAGCUGGAGUUCCAAUCCAUGAAUGCCGUAAGGAUCUUUCUGAACCUGCGCCAUCAGCAGUUGGCGGAGAGACUCGUUCGCGUCGGAACUCAACUGGCCAGGACAAAAAUAGAACUCAAGCGUCGAGAGGUGGCCAUCUAUAAGGACGUCAAGGCCAGGGGAUUGAUAUAAAAAGGUUGUAACAAGCUGAGCAGCAAGACCAUAUUUGUUCUUAACUUGGGAGACUUUAAAAGUACCAUCAGCAAGUGUUCAAGAGAAUUGUUUGCAUGGAAUCUGGCCUUUGCAAAAACCGUACUGAAGUAAAAGGAAAUGACGUGUCUAUCAAGGUGAAAGAAUGUAUCAAAAAUAUUUUUGGAGAACUUUAUAAAAUCUAGUUUAUACACA
Messenger RNA from Drosophila subpulchrella, 703 nucleotides. RefSeq lists its product as uncharacterized. The record is from RefSeq and is a predicted model, not a curated record. Lineage: Eukaryota; Metazoa; Arthropoda; Insecta; Diptera; Drosophilidae. The transcript is spliced from 2 exons. The coding region runs from base 104 to 490 and encodes 128 amino acids.